UGGGACGAUCGCGUGCAUGAAAUCUGGCAGGGAGGAGUCAAGGAGAUUGUUAGCCCGAGGGCUGGGACGGUGGAUCUGGGAAUCAGGGGCCUGGGGAACGCGUUCUCUUCCUGCCGCGGGCUGCCUAGUGCUCCGGAGUCCCCGCGGGGCCUGGCGGCGGGGCCGGGGGCUGCACGCGACCAUCCGGCAGGCGGCGGCAGCGACAGCGGCGGCCGCGAGGGACGCUCCCGGGGCCCGAGCUCAGAGGGAGCGGUCGCGGCUUGGCAGCUGCUCCCCGCUCCCCCGCGGCCUAGCCAGGGGAGGGGGCGCAGCGCCGGGGCCGUGGAUCCGCGCCAGGCCGCUGCUUCCCGCCGGCGGGCCCGGGGCGGGGCGGCCCCGUCCCCGUCCCCGUCCCCAUCCCCAUCCCCACGUCCCAUCCCCCACGCAGCCUUCGCCCUCCCUGCUCCUUCCCGCGCCGUCUUCCCUUCCCGCGUUCCCCGGGAGAAACAUGGCCGGGAGCAGCGAGGAGGCGCCAGACUACGGGCGAGGCGUCGUGAUUAUGGACGAUUGGCCAGGGUAUGACUUGAACUUAUUCACGUACCCACAGCACUAUUACGGAGACUUGGAAUAUGUCCUCAUCCCUCACGGCAUCAUUGUGGACAGAAUUGAGCGGCUGGCCAAGGAUAUUAUGAAAGACAUAGGAUAUAGUGACAUCAUGGUCCUGUGUGUGCUUAAAGGAGGUUACAAAUUCUGUGCUGAUCUCGUAGAACACCUUAAGAACAUCAGCCGAAAUUCAGAUCGAUUUGUCUCAAUGAAGGUUGAUUUCAUCAGACUAAAAAGUUACAGGAAUGACCAGUCCAUGGGUGAGAUGCAGAUAAUCGGAGGCGAUGAUCUUUCAACGCUGGCUGGAAAGAAUGUUCUCAUUGUUGAGGAUGUCGUCGGAACUGGGAGGACCAUGAAAGCACUACUCAGCAAUAUAGAGAAAUACAAGCCCAACAUGAUUAAGGUAGCCAGUUUGUUGGUGAAGAGAACACCCAGAAGUGACGGCUUUAGACCUGACUAUGCUGGAUUUGAGAUUCCAAACUUAUUUGUGGUGGGAUAUGCCUUAGAUUACAAUGAAUACUUCAGAGAUCUGAAUCACAUAUGCGUCAUCAAUGAGCACGGUAAAGAAAAAUAUCGAAUCUAAAGACAUGAAUUCUCACCACUAAAGUCCCAGAUAACAUCAUACUUACGCCUGUACUCGGGAAGCCAGCUGUCAAGUUUGUCCCCCCAGGCAUCUUCACUCAGCAGGAUAUAAAAGAAAAAAAUGUUCAAAUGAGAGAGCUUUCUUUUCUGAGGUUAAUAUAAAGAGUAUCAAAGGUUCUUAAGGAAAGGAAAGCAGUGCUUUUAGUUGACUUGUUCCAAAUUAAACACUCCGCCUUGUGACUCAGCAAUGCUAUCUACCUUCACACUCCUCAGCUCCGCCUGCCUUUGUUUUUGAUAGUCAUUAUAUUUGAUUAGCAUUCCCAGCAAUACCCCCACCUAGUUACUCAAAUAUUUUUCACUUAACUUUUUAUACUCUUAUUUUGGUAAUAAGCUUACAAUAUUAAGAAGCUGGGGACUUUUUUUUAACUGAAGCCUUGAGUCCCCUAUACCGGGAAUGCAGCUAUUAAUAGAUUCCCAUAUUUUAAAAGGAGGGAAAGGACAAUUUAAUAUCAAUUUCUGUUUGUGCAUUUCUGACAGGCCAUUAUUAUCUGCUUUCACAAAGCCUUUCUGAAACGCAGUGUACAAUGAAUCUUAAUGAUGUUAUGAAACGAGCUUUGCUCGGGGCUCUUGAUGGGAGCUUCCGGUAUGUGAUGACGGUAUGUCAUGUAUGCAUGGAUGUACUCAACUGUGUUUAAUACUCUGAAUUUUAAUUAGAAAAAAAUACAAUAGCAGCAAGGCCCUGGUUUCUAAGCUGUAUCCUUUUAUUCAUGUGGGACAUGAGCAAAUGGCAGAAUUAGGGGCGAGUGCUUUCAGUGCUCGAAACUAAGCAAGUAUAAAUUUUUCCUCUUAUUUGCAUGAAAGGACAAGACACCGUUAUGCCCUGUCCUAAACGUGAAGACAGAGGUUGAAUUUUUUUUUAAAUAUCUUUAAAAGACUGAUCACAAAAUCCAAGGUGCUACAGGAAACAAGCACACUUAAAGUUUUUUUCUGAAUAACGUUUUUUUCCAAUUUCUCCGUUUUAUGAGCCAUUUCCUAAUUUAUGGGGAUUUUAAUUGAAAAUAAACUUGAGUCCCAAUAGAGCUGUUUUUUCCUCACUUCCUACAAAAUGCAAAUGCAAAAUAAAUAACUAAGCAGCUUUUGUUUGGUUCUGAGCCGUAUGUGGCAUAUUGUUAUUAGGUUCUAGCUUCCUUUAAACUAAUAAAGAAUAAGAAAACUUGUUAUGUUUUA
This is a messenger RNA of Nomascus leucogenys (northern white-cheeked gibbon), 2391 nucleotides long. It is a transcript of the gene PRTFDC1, whose product is annotated as phosphoribosyl transferase domain containing 1. Gene Ontology annotation, molecular function: hypoxanthine phosphoribosyltransferase activity. Gene Ontology annotation, biological process: purine ribonucleoside salvage. Lineage: Eukaryota; Metazoa; Chordata; Mammalia; Primates; Hylobatidae. The record is from RefSeq and is a predicted model, not a curated record.